AUGGCACCUGCCCGAAUCGUGGUUUUAGGAGACCGAGUAAGGUUUAAAAAAUCAGAUUCCGCCGUCAUCCUCGUUCCUCUAUUCUUCAACCUCAAAUCUCAAUUCCUCAUCCCUUCUUCAUCCUCAAUUUCUCAUCCCAUAGUCAUCCUUAAUUCCCCAUCCCGUCGUCAUCCUCAAUUUCGUCUCUCGGAGGCUCGGAGCUCAAGUCUCAGUUCAAAUCAAGGUUCAUGUCCAAGCAUUGGUAUGGAGCAAAUGAAUGAAGUUGAUAUGGAAGAAAAUCCAGAUGUGAUGAGUGAGGAAGAGCUUGCAAUUAUAGAUGAAGACAAAGAGCAGACCUACCCGGAAGGUGAAGGUGGAGAUAAACCGUUUGAGAAAAAGAAACGAGGAAAGACGUCAACGGUGUGGGAUAAUAUGGAAGUCGUAACGCUGGAGAAUGGAACAAAAAAGGUGAAAUGCUUGCACUGUAAGUCAUUGUUUGCAAAGAGUGGAAUUGGAACUACAACUCAGUACAAGCGUCAUCUAGCAUCAUGUCUACAAAGGCAAUUGAACUCCGAAUUUCAAAACAAGAUGACGCAACACGAUGAAAUGGAUGUUUCUGAAUCAUCAACAUAUCAUGAAGUUGAACUUCCUCAGGCUUGA
Striga asiatica is the source of this 639-nucleotide messenger RNA. The record is from the annotation of a GenBank genome assembly. NCBI's taxonomy places the organism in Eukaryota, Viridiplantae, Streptophyta, Magnoliopsida, Lamiales, Orobanchaceae.